Molecule: messenger RNA, 1437 nt
Organism: Thelazia callipaeda (thelaziosis nematode)
Lineage: Eukaryota; Metazoa; Nematoda; Chromadorea; Rhabditida; Thelaziidae
Source: the annotation of a GenBank genome assembly
AUGGACGAAAAACCACGUGUUGGGCUUAAAGAUAGCGCGGAAAGAAUACGUGGAAAAGAACGGCGUCGAAGGAAGAGGGGUGAGGGGGCUAAAAAACAAGUAAAAAAGUAUUCAAAUAUUUUAUUCUCUUGCAUGACCGUACGUCAAUUGCGUAAUUUAAUCAAUCAGGUGGAACAUGCAAAUGAUCAUAAAUCAGAUAUAGACAAAUUGAAUACAAAAUCAGAUACCACCGUAACUCGACGUAUACCAGUAAGUAAAUGUAAGCAAACAAAAGGAACGAGACGAUCACGUCAACAACGCGGAUUGGAUCAAAUUGUUAUUCAGAAUGUUGUUCGCAUGAAAACUUUUCCUGUGGCAUCCAUAUCAAUGGGCUUAUUUAUGGCAAAUGACCGUGGCUCUUCAGAAACGGAUUGCAGCGUGACAUUUUGUUUUUUCGCUCGUCAUUUAAGAUAUGAUUUUUCAUACAGUUCAGAUUCUGUAUUCUAUAGAGUUGGCUAUAGAAUCGCUUUUAGCAGCUUGAAAUCAAUUAAUUUCCAAGGACAGUAUGUUAAUUUGAAGUUAUUGCAACCAGCGGAACAUGAUUACUGUAAUCGAGAGUAUAUGGUGAAUAACAAUCGUACUGUAGUACCAUGUAACGAUUUUGACAUUACUUUAGGACAGUAUCAAACGGCUCUAACGCAUGUUAUUCGCAUGAACGGGUAUACGGUUUCAAUUAUUACUAAUUAUUCACAACAAAUUAUUUCAAUUAUUAUUAAAAUUUUCGCAAAAUCUGAUAAUAAUUACAGUGAUGAAUCACCUGCAUGGAUUUAUCAUUUAUUAAAUGCUGAUCGACAAUUUUUUAAAUCAUUAAUACGAAAAGGAACUGAAAUGGCGGAUGGAAAUACUACGGAAAGUGAUGUUAUAAAUAAUCCAAUGGAUUCGUUGCCAUCAAAGGAUACUGUAAUGGAUUUGAAUUUAAAUUCUGAUAUAUACAGUAAUGAAAGUGAUGCUCAGAAUUUUCUUUCAUCAAAGUUUACAUCGGCAGAAACACUGUAUAUUGCGCAGCCAACAAGUAUGACUGAUGUAGCGUUUCCUGUCCGUUAUGAUGAACAGUCAUUUGCGCAUUCAUCAAUGGCUCCAAAUUAUAUGCAAUAUCCGGUGAUAAACGAUUACUUUAAUGAAGGAUGUGAUUGGCAAUCUGAACUGUUUAUUACUAUGCCAUCAAAACCGUGUCAGGGCGUUACUGAAUCUGCAAAUAUACAUUAUAACAAUACAGUAUGCGGGCAAAAAAUAGAAGAUGCAAGCAAUGAUAUGGAGGAUCCAACAAAUUGUGACGGUUCAAGUGCGAUUGAUUCUAUGUACGAUUUAAGUGAAUCAGAAUCAGUAAAUUCAGAAUAUGUCCCACAGAAGUCUGACUCGAAAUAUAUUUUGAGUGAUUUAGAUAUUAUUUAUUCAUAA